Molecule: messenger RNA, 7279 nt
Organism: Schistocerca gregaria
Lineage: Eukaryota; Metazoa; Arthropoda; Insecta; Orthoptera; Acrididae
Gene: Gbeta76C
Product: guanine nucleotide-binding protein subunit beta-2
Exons: 8
Coding region: 135-1184 (349 amino acids)
Biological process (GO): G protein-coupled receptor signaling pathway
Cellular component (GO): cytoplasm; heterotrimeric G-protein complex
Molecular function (GO): protein binding; signaling receptor complex adaptor activity
Source: RefSeq, a predicted model, not a curated record
GCACAUCGCCACUCGGCCAGUCUCGCUGCAGCCGCUCGGGCCUCUCCGGUCGACGCCUGACCUCCACAAGGUUUGAACCCUGAACCUCGAACGUCUGACGCCGCCGGCUCGAGUACAACCCCAUAGGCACAGAGAUGGGUCCCAAGGCAGACCCCGAGACACAGGCUCUGCGCAAGGAGGUGGAAGACCUCAUCGCCAAGCUCAAGGAUGAGCAGCAGAAGGUGGCGGAUGCCAAGAUCGAGGAGGUGUGCGGAAACAUGUCGGAUCUGCCGCGCAUCCGACUCACCACCAAGAAGCUGCUCAAGGGACACCUCAACAAAGUCAACUCGGUCCACUACAGCGGCGACAGCAGGCACGCGGUGACGGGCUCCCUGGACGGGAAGCUGAUCAUCUGGGACACGUGGACGGGCAACAAGGUGCAGAUCAUACCGCUGCGCUCCUCCUGGGUCAUGAGCGUCGCCUUCUCACAGUCCGGGAACUUCGUCGCGUGCGGCGGCAUGGACAACAUGUGCACGGUGUACGAUCUCAACAACCGGGACUCCACGGGCGCUGCCAAGAUCGUGCGCGAGCUGGCGGGCUACGAGGGCUUCCUGUCCUCAUGCCGCUUCAUCGACGACCAGACGCUCAUCACCGGCUCCGGCGACAUGAAGAUAUGCCUGUGGGACCUGGAGGUUGGGAAGCGCAAGAUGGACUUCCAGGGCCACUGCGGCGACGUGGUGUCCAUCUCGCUCUCCCCGGACUGCAAGAACUACGUGACCGGCUCGGUGGACCGCACGUGCAAGCUGUGGGACCUGAGCGAGGACAAGUGCCGGCAGAUGUUCCUGGGGCACGAGGCCGACGUCAACUCCGUCUGUUUCCACCCGGGGGGCCAGGCGUUCUCGACGGCGUCUGAAGACAAGUCUGCUCGUCUGUGGGACCUGCGGUCUGACCAGCAGGUGGCUCGCUACGAGACGCCGGCUGGCAAGGGCGGUCCCGGGUUCACCUGCUGCGGGCUCUCCCUGUCCGGCCGGUAUCUGCUGGCUGGCGCCGACGACAACUCCAUCCACUCCUGGGACACCCUCAAGCUCUCACACUGCGGCACGCUGUCUGGGCAUGAGAACAGGGUGACAUCACUGAACGUGUCCCCCAAUGGUAUGGCUGUGGCCACAUGCUCCUGGGACCAGUAUGUACGAGUCUGGGGCUGAACCCAGGACCCCUGCCACUGCCACCACCACCACCACCCGUAGCCCCAAUCACCAUAAACAGCCGACUGCGGAGCAGAUGUUGGCCAUCAAGUAUGGUGUCCCCUCAUGGAAAGGCACUUCAACACUUCUGAGGUCGUGACAUAGAGUACAGUGGGAGGGCACUGCCCAAGAGGUGAAAUGAAUCUCACAAUGCCAUGCACCCUCCCCAUUCUGAACUGACACAUUUCAAGAGUAUUGCUACAGGAUGUCCGGUUAAGCUUGAGGAUGCUACAAAUCAAACUGCAAAUUGUACUACUCACAUUCACCAAUAUUGUUUAUUUUAUCCAAAAUUUAGUUCAAGAACUACACUCUCCUCUUCAUACUGAUAUUACGUUUUUUGUUCUGCAAAGCCAUUAAUGUACUUCUUCUUGCUUCAUUUUAUAAGUUAGUAAUUGAUAUAUCAACUUAUAUAGAAAUUUUUAAUGUGUCACAAGUGUAAUUACGCUACAGGUAUAAUAUUACUUCAAUCUACUCUCAAACACUCAUAUAUUUUUGCAUCAUCUCAGUCACAUCAUAUCACUCGCUCCACUUCAGUUCCACCACUUCUGCAAUUCUCACUUUUGCAUCUUCCUGUAUAUUUGAAGUCAUAGUAAAGAAUACCAUUUUUAACAAAUACUGGAUGUAAGGUUCAGCUUUCAGGUGUUAUAAAUUAAUUUACAGACAAAUUGUUCCGCUCACACUCACCAAAAUUAUUAAUUCUGGCCACAUAUAGUUUUAAAACAGUUACACCCACCUUAUUAAUGUUGACAGCUGUAUUUUCUCUGUUGUAACACAAGUAAUUUAUUUGUUCUUGUCUCGUUAUACAAAGAAACACUUCACAUAUUUAUUGAUGUGGAGGUGCAGUAUUAUAUUUAAAGCAUAAUUACACUGCAGCUAUAGUACCAGAUACUCACUCCACCUUAAUCUCAUAACUUCUGCCUUUGCAAUACUUCUUUCUGAAUCCUACUGUAUAGUUAAAUGUGACAUAACAGAUACAAUUUAAAAAUAUCAAUACUUAAUAUGAGGUUAAACUUAGGAAUGUUAAAAAUUAAAUGUCAAAAUUUGUAUUUUUGUGGUGUGAUACAUUAAUGUAUCUACCCUUGGUUCAUUUCAUAAAUUUAAGUUAUAUGAAUCAUUUUUUACAGUGAUGUAUUAUCUUUCCAUAAGUAUAAUUACACUACAGUUGUAACAUUAUUUUCGUUAAUUCUAAAAUACAUAGCCAUUUGUGCACCAUCUUAAUCAGACCAUUUUACUCAUUACACUUCAUUCCCUAUACUCGAUAGCAACUGAAAACAGGAGAAACUCUAAUAGUAGAAGAACAAUUCUCACGUAAAAACACAAGGUUCAUUCAGUGGACUUCAUUCAGUUAACAUUGUCUUGUUUGGAAAAUAUCUCUUAAGUUUUUUGAGAUAAACUCACAGUAUGGUGCAUCGUAUUUUCUUAGUGUAACCAUUGUCUAUGUACUACCCUCCAGUUUGGUUACAUUGCUUGAAAGCAAGUGAAUUGUUUGUAAUUUGACGCCAGUAGGAAAAAGGGAAGAGUUGAUCCUAGCAUUUUCAUGUGAAAUUGCAUAAAAUCUCAUUUAUCUUUUAACUAAAAAUAUCUCCUAAAGGUACCUGAUUAAUGAAUAACUUUCUCACUUUCAACUUAAUUUUUUGGGUAGUUUCAUUAAUUCAAGUAAUGUCCAACCCCAGUAGCUGAAUGGUCAAUGUGACGGAUUGUCAAUCCUCUGGGCCCGUGUUCAAUUCCUGGCUGGGUCAGAGAAUUUUCUCCGCCCAGGAACUAGGUGUUUUGCUGUCUUCACCAUUAUCCUAUAAUCCUUGUCGACUGCAGGUCGCCGAAGUGGCGUCAAAGUGAAAGACUGUCACCUGGCGAACGGUCUACCCAACAGGGGACCCUAGCCAUUCAAUUAAUAGAACAUAUAAUCCUUUUAUUUAUAUGUUUAUGAAGUAAAUUUUAUGAGAAUAUCCCAUGCUUGUUAAAAAUUCCUUAUCACUUUGUAAAGUCUCUCUGUUGUUCCCUGAAAACUUUUGCUGACAGAUGAAAGCUGAUACGGGACUGCGUCUGUCUCUCGUUUUUCUUAAAUUAUUUAUUCUUUUUCCUCUAUGAACUAAUCACCUGUCUAAGCUAGACCUUUUAAAACUUUCAAUUUACUAACUGGGUGUACAGAAUUAAUGAAAUCUUCAUUUUUAUGACACCACAAAGGAUCUGUGGCAGGGAGCUGAUCACUCAAGUCAAAUUUGGCAAAAAAUAGUCUUCCUUUGUUAGAAGAAAAUAUUUUGAUCUUGUUAUGACUGUUUUAUUGAUUCAUUUUUAUAGAUUCGUUCUACUGUUCUGUUUCGAACUUAAGUUGAAUGAGCAUUUCCUGUUUUGAUUCAGAAGAGAAACUGGAAACAAAAAUUUCAGGAUAACAAGUUUAGGAAACAUAUAAAUGGAUUUGCAUUUUCCUGGUGAAGCCAUAUGAGAAAUAUUGAGACAGGCAAAUUGUUAUUUACGAUAUUUUGAAAGAAUGGUAAAAUUUAAAUAAAGUGCUUUGUUUAUAGAAGUUGCACAAACCAUGCUUUGAUAUACAUGCUGACAAGGAAAAUAGAAACACCAUUCACUACAUUUACCACUUUCGCUGAUAAUUAAAAUUCAUUGUUGAAUUAUUUUUAAAGCAGUUAUACCUUUUGCAAACCAUUUUACAUUGACAGUCACCUCUGGAGAAUGGAAUGAUGCUCCACUACAUGGUGCUUCAACAAGAAGGAUUACAAUUCACACUGAACAUUCAUUAUAUUUUUGCUGUUGUUUCCAUUGCUUGAAUAUUCUAAUUUUUGUAAGCAGUUUCUCAAAUUUUUCACGAUGUGUGCAUUUUACCAUUGAUUCAUCAGUUCCCUCACAAGUACUGUGAUGCAUUGAUGCACAGCUAAUUUCCACAGCUGCAAAUCGAGAAACAGUAACAUCAUUUGUCUGACUGAUGGCGGUUUGCUUCCAAUUAUUUCAUGUAUCUAUUAUUCGAACAAACAUAUUACCUGCCAUAGAAAGAUCAGAAGACAAAGAUAUUUUACUUGCUAUGACAGCUACCUUCACGUGAAAGUGGAAUACAACAGGAACACCUUGGAUCACUCUCCCAUCUACCAGACAUGGGGUCACUGAUGUGUGAUGCUGCCUAACUAAUGCAGUUUUUUAAAUGAGAACAAUAUAGGUUAAGGAGACUGUUAUAAACAACCUGUGUGCCUCAGGUAAUUAUUAAUUUUGUAAUGUAGAAAUAAAUUUUAAGAAGUUGAUGGUUUUAUUUUCUCCACUUUUGAAGGCCUUAAGUCCUUUACCCUACUGUGCCCAAAUUUUAUACAAAUGUGAGGUGUAAUAAAACCAAACUGGGAGGUAGUUAGAAUAUAUGAUAAAUUAAAAAACUAUAUAACAGCAACAAUAAUACAGAUUGAGACAAACUAUUAUAUUAAUUUUGUUUCACAAAAAGGUUUGUCUUCUUAAUCAUUGUUUAUUAAAUAGAAUGCAUCCAGAAUUUAUGGGACAUUUUCAUUUAUUUAUAAACAUUUUAAUUCAGAUGUAAACAUCUCUUUUGCCUCUGAAUUUUGUUCUGAGGUACAGCUUAUUCAACAGAAUGUGUCCAGCAUGGACUCCUUUUGAGUUAACUUAAAACACUUUAUUUCAAGAUGAGAAACAUCCCCACAUUUUUAUACAAUAUAAAAUAGAGGUUGAGGUUGAGGUGAGGUUGAGGUUGAGGUGACGGUCCUUGUAAAAUGUUACAUCUGCCUUAUGUAAAACUAUUACAUUACAUUACCAACAACAACUGUUACUUUGAAACAGUGUGUUAUAUGAUACCUAUAAGUAAAAUGAUUUUUUCCUGAUUAUAGUAUGUUCUAGAGCAAAACACUUACAUCACUUUAAGAAUAAAUAUUUCCCAAACCAUAAUAUUAUUACAGACCUUAAUACAGAGACUGUGUUUCUACAUUUUAUGAACACAGUUAAUGUACGUUCAAACCAUUUAUGAAGAUAAACUUCGCUGUGAUACAUUCAAAUUCUUUCCCAAGUUAUCUUAUUGAGAAUGAUCACUUAAGUUACGAAAUGUAUUGCCUGAGACAUCUGUCAUUGAUGAAGAUGCAUAAAAAUAACCUGCAGUGGCGUUUAUAAUGAGGUAUAUAAAUUACAGCAUAAAAAUAAAAGGGAUGUGAUGAAUUUAUGUGGGGAAUCCAAAUUUACAUAAACACAAUAAGAAUCCUGAAUAAUAUUUAUUAAGCAGUGAAGUGCUAAUUAUAUUGAAUAUGAGUUUUCAGAAGCUUCUUAUAUAGUGUAAAUCUAUAAUUUACAUAAGAAAAUUCAAUUUCAGUGUGACACUAACUUAUACAGAAAUGUGUGUUCAGUGUACAAUAUCAAUUUCUAUAUGUAUUACUAAGUUAUUCUUACAUACUGUAGUGAUGCUGUAAAAGACAGAUGACAGUUCCACCAGAAAAUCCAUAGAAAUGAAACUGAUGUAAACAUGAUUGAGAAUGAGGGAGCAAUCCUUGAAAACACUUUGUAGAUAAAUGAAACAGCAUCAGUAAUAUCACAAUACAGCGUUUGUUUGUCAUCUCAUUUAUGUAGUACUGGACGUUUUGUGGAAUAUGCUAUCAAAGAUGGUGUAACAUUGACCAAUAAAGAUGUCAGCACCUUACAUGCAAGCUCGCAAGAAGUAUAAUAAUGAUGCAGCUUAACAUGUAUAUCCUGUGUCUAACACCGUACUGGUAAAAAUAACUAUUUGGUGUUUAGUCACAUACAAGGAGAAUUAUCAAUAGAUACUAACACAGUGUGAGUGGAGUCAGUAUAUCAAAGUCUAAAAAUAAAAUUAAUUUUGCCAGGUUCACACAAAAAUGUGGAUAUAACAAAUAAGAAACGAAUCAUUUCAGACACACUAAUAAAAGUUUGUACAGUUAUCAGGGGAGGGGCCCACCUACUGGCCAGAUCUGUACCGUGUGUCAUGAAGUUUGCUGCAAUUUGAUAGCUUUCCCUAAACUACUGCAACAAUGAUUUGUAGCCAACAAUCAGCAAGGGAUGUCACAUGUUUUGGGCCAUAGUAAUAGAUUGCUUAAAGAACUAAUAACAUUAAUUAAACAUUCAGCAAACAAUCCAUUUCAGCUUUUUAUUAAUAUCUUAAUAAGAGCUUAACGUUUAUUUGUUAUGUACUCUCUUCCAUAAACGUUGUGAAACGAAUUAUUGCAGGUACACAACCUGUAUUUUAUGUAAUUUAGUAAAAACGUAUCAAUAACAAAUACUGUAGUAACAUAAACUGCCUGUGUACCAAACACUUUACAAAUCAAUUUUCAUUUAUUUGGAGAAUGCUGCUUAACAUGAUAAGGUGUUGUAAUUAGAUAAUAUUCAGCAGUAAGGCUACGCUAAUGUCAUUCAUUGAUUGAUUACACAAAUUCUGUUGACAUCACCAAGGAAACGAAUUAUAUGUUUGCAGGGAGCAUUAGAAGCCAAAAGGUGAUUAUAUUGCAAAUUUAUCAUCAUCAAAUUGCUAGUCUCUAUUUGUGCUUAGACACAUUUGUAAACAAAUAAUAAAAAAUUAGCAGAGUGCUGUUACUCUGAAAACUGUUACUGUGUUUUCAUUUAAUCCAGUCAUUUGUUACAAGUGUACACUGGUUGUUUAACAGUCAUACAGCUUCAAUGAUAAUUUUUGUUCUGGUUCUAAGUAUAAUUCGCCCAAGAUUAAACCAUGCAGAGAACCAAAAUUUUGAUUAUAGCUUCACAGGAAAGGUGUCACAUUGUUGUAGGACACUUUACUACAUUAAAUAAAUGCUAAUUAAAUACAUAGUAAUAAAAAUAACAAUUCAGCUGCUUAACAUAAUAACAGUCAGUUACUGAUAAAAUGUAGAGAAUGUGGAAACUGAUGACCAUUUCUUAUUGUUAAAAGCCAUAUCAGCUUUUGCAUGGAAUAAAACGUGGAAACUGUAGAAAAUACCAAGUAGAAAUACAGUUAUCUACAUGCUGCAGGAACAGAAGCCAAGGUACAUGGAUGAAAGGGGAAUGCAUUUAUUGAACCUGGACAGUCAAGAGAAUUGUACGAGAAGCUAAUAAUACAGUAUAUGUUUUGAAUUUAA